AUGCUUGGUUAAAUUAGAGAAGGAAAAUAUGAAUAUGUUUUUUUGCAAUCUGAUAACAAUAAUGAAAUAAUAGUAACAAGAAUAAUGGUUGCUGAUGAAAACUAACAAGAAAUCAAGAAAAUUUCUAUUGAAGAAAUUGAAUAAAACUCAAGGUAGAAUUUAGAAAAUAAAGAAAAUACGAUUUGUAAUUUGAAGAAAAUAGAAAAAAAAAACAAAUAAAUAUAAGAAAACUAAUUCAAAUUUAUGGAAAGUAUAUUUUAGCAGGAUGAAAAAUAUUGUAAUUCAUUAAAAGAAUAAUUUAAGAAAACAAUAUUAAGUAACAUACUAAAUUAGGGGGAUAAUGAGGUUGAUUUAUAGAUUAAAAAAAUAAAAGAAAUAGAUAAUAAUAUUCAAGAAAUUAGUGAAAUGUUAUGUAAAAGAAAAAAUGUACCAUUAUUCCUAAAUAUGUAUGAUAGAAUUAUAAAUAUUAUGGAUAAGAAAUAUAACGAUAUAAAAAAGUUGAAUAGCUUAAUUCUAUAAAAAUAGGAAUCAGUAACUAAAAUCAUUUAAAGGCUAAAGUAAAUUGAAAAGGCCCUUAAAUCUUAAUAAGAUAUAUAAAAAAUCGAACAAGACAAAAUUCAAUUAGAAUUAGUGAAUAAAAAUUUGGAAAAAUAUUUUAAAAAAUUAAAUUUCCAUUUUAACAAUACAGAUCUAUAGAAACAAAUCGAAGAAUUGGAAAAAACCAAAAAAAUAUAUGAAGAUCAAAAUCAAGAGUUAAAUUAAACUAUUACUAUACUUGAAUAAGAAUUAUAAAAUGAAAAAGCUUAAGCAUAAAACUUAAUUACUUAGCUUAAAUAAGAAUUACAAAAUGAAAAAGAUAAAACAUCAGAUGUAAGAAAAAAAUAAAAAGAAGAAGAAGAAAAUGAGAAAGCUAAGACAUUAUAAUAAAUUACCAAAAUUAAAUAAGAAUUACAAAAUGAGAAAGAUUAAUCAAAAAAAUAAUAAGAAUAAUUAGAAAAUGAAAAGGUUUAAGCUUUAAGUUAAUUUUAUAAGUUAUAAUAAGAAUUAAAAAAGGUAAAAGAAUAAUCAAAAUAAUAAUCAGAAAGAUUAGAAAAUGAAAAAAUUUAAGCAUCAAACUAAAUAAAAUAACUUUAAUAAGAAUUAUAAAAUGAGAAAGAUUAAUCAAAAAAAUAAUAAGAAUAAUUAGAAAAUGAAAAGGUUUAAGCUUUAAGUUAAUUUUAUAAGUUAUAAUAAGAAUUAACAAAGGUAAAAGAAUAAUCAAAAUAAUAAUCAGAAAAAUUAGAAAAUGAAAAAAUUUAAACAUUAAACUAAAUAAAAUAACUUUAAUAAGAAUUAUAAAAUGAGAAAGAUUAAUCAAAAAAAUAAUAAGAAUAAUUAGAAAAUGAAAAGGUUUAAGCUUUAAGUUAAUUUUAUAAGUUAUAAUAAGAAUUAACAAAGGUAAAAGAAUAAUCAAAAUAAUAAUCAGAAAAAUUAGAAAAUGAAAAAAUUUAAACAUUAAACUAAAUAAAAUAACUUUAAUAAGAAUUAUAAAAUGAGAAAGAUUAAUCAAAAAAAUAAUAAGAAUAAUUAGAAAAUGAAAAGGUUUAAGCUUUAAGUUAAUUUUAUAAGUUAUAAUAAGAAUUAACAAAGGUAAAAGAAUAAUCAAAAUAAUAAUCAGAAAAAUUAGAAAAUGAAAAAAUUUAAACAUUAAACUAAAUAAAAUAACUUUAAUAAGAAUUAUAAAAUGAGAAAGAUUAAUCAAAAAAAUAAUAAGAAUAAUUAGAAAAUGAAAAGGUUUAAGCUUUAAGUUAAUUUUAUAAGUUAUAAUAAGAAUUAACAAAGGUAAAAGAAUAAUCAAAAUAAUAAUCAGAAAAAUUAGAAAAUGAAAAAAUUUAAACAUUAAACUAAAUAAAAUAACUUUAAUAAGAAUUAUAAAAUGAGAAAGAUUAAUCAAAAAAAUAAUAAGAAUAAUUAGAAAAUGAAAAGGUUUAAGCUUUAAGUUAAUUUUAUAAGUUAUAAUAAGAAUUAAAAAAGGUAAAAGAAUAAUCAAAAUAAUAAUCAGAAAAAUUAGAAAAUGAAAAAAUUUAAACAUUAAACUAAAUAAAAUAACUUUAAUAAGAAUUAUAAAAUGAGAAAGAUUAAUCAAAAAAAUAAUAAGAAUAAUUAGAAAAUGAAAAGGUUUAAGCUUUAAGUUAAUUUUAUAAGUUAUAAUAAGAAUUAAAAAAGGUAAAAGAAUAAUCAAAAUAAUAAUCAGAAAAAUUAGAAAAUGAAAAAAUUUAAACAUUAAACUAAAUAAAAUAACUUUAAUAAGAAUUAUAAAAUGAGAAAGAUUAAUCAAAAAAAUAAUAAGAAUAAUUAGAAAAUGAAAAGGUUUAAGCUUUAAGUUAAUUUUAUAAGUUAUAAUAAGAAUUAAAAAAGGUAAAAGAAUAAUCAAAAUAAUAAUCAGAAAAAUUAGAAAAUGAAAAAAUUUAAACAUUAAACUAAAUAAAAUAACUUUAAUAAGAAUUAUAAAAUGAGAAAGAUUAAUCAAAAAAAUAAUAAGAAUAAUUAGAAAAUGAAAAGGUUUAAGCUUUAAGUUAAUUUUAUAAGUUAUAAUAAGAAUUAAAAAAGGUAAAAGAAUAAUCAAAAUAAUAAUCAGAAAAAUUAGAAAAUGAAAAAAUUUAAACAUUAAACUAAAUAAAAUAACUUUAAUAAGAAUUAUAAAAUGAGAAAGAUUAAUCAAAAAAAUAAUAAGAAUAAUUAGAAAAUGAAAAGGUUUAAGCUUUAAGUUAAUUUUAUAAGUUAUAAUAAGAAUUAAAAAAGGUAAAAGAAUAAUCAAAAUAAUAAUCAGAAAAAUUAGAAAAUGAAAAAAUUUAAACAUUAAACUAAAUAAAAUAACUUUAAUAAGAAUUAUAAAAUGAGAAAAAUUUAUCAAAAAAAUAAUAAGAAGAAUUAGAAAAAGCUUUAAGCUAAAUAAAAUAACUUCAAUAAGAAUUGUAAAAGGUAAAAGAUUAAACAAAAAAAUAAUAAGAAGAAUUAGAAAAUUAUAAAGCUUAACCGUUUAACUAAAUAUUAUAACUUUAACUUCAAUAAGAAUUAUAAAUAGUAAAAGAUUUAGCAAAAAAAUAUAAAUAAGAACUAGAAAAUGAGAAAGCUUAAGCUUUAAGCUAAUUUAAAUAGUUUUAAUAAGAAUUAAAAAAGGUAAAAGAAUAAUCAAAAUAAUAAUCAGAAAAAUUAGAAAAUGAAAAAAUUUAAGCAUUAAACUAAAUAAAAUAACUUUAAUAAGAAUUAUAAAAUGAGAAAAAUAAAUUAUUGGUCUAAGAAUAAAAACUUCAAUAAAAAUUGCAUAGAAAAGAUUAUGCGUAAAAUUUUUUAAAAGAAUAGAAUUAAUAAUUUAACAAUCAUUAACUUCAUAAAAUUAAUGAAUAAAUGUUAAAAUAAUUAAAUUAAGUAAAUUUUCAGUUGAAGUAAAAUGACAAUUUAUUAUCAAUAAAUGAAGAACAAUAAGUUUCAUGGGUAAAUUAUAAGUAUUUUAUAGAUUGAUUCUUAAUUACCUGAAAUUUAACGUUAUUAAAAUCUAUAUAGUAAUGGUUUUACAAUCAUUUAAUUAUUUAUUAAUUCAAUGUAUAAAAAUUAUAUAUUAUUAUAUAGAUUUAAUGACUCAUAAUCAUAUUUUGGAUUAUGUGAUUAAAAUAUUGACAACUCUGAAAUACAAAAUAUUAAUUUUUAAUUAAAUUAUUUACCAAAAGGUGUAUAUUUUUUCAUUUCUAUGUAAGGAAAUUUACUCAUACAAGAUCCUAAUAUAAAAAAAAAAUUAAAAAUUGGAGGAUUUGAAAAUGGAAAUCAUGCUUUAUUUACUUUCGAUUCACCUAAUAAUUGUUUAACUAUAUUAAAAAAUAACACCGAUAGUGAGUAGUUCAAAUUUAGGCUUCCUAAGAAUAAUAAAACUGUUAUUCCAUUUAUUCUAUAAGCCUAUGGAGAAGACUUAACACUAAUUAUUCAAUGA
Paramecium primaurelia is the source of this 3964-nucleotide messenger RNA. The record is from the annotation of a GenBank genome assembly. NCBI's taxonomy places the organism in Eukaryota, Ciliophora, Oligohymenophorea, Peniculida, Parameciidae.